Molecule: messenger RNA, 1533 nt
Organism: Canis lupus familiaris (dog)
Lineage: Eukaryota; Metazoa; Chordata; Mammalia; Carnivora; Canidae
Product: vomeronasal type-1 receptor 2-like
Exons: 3
Coding region: 1-1533 (510 amino acids)
Biological process (GO): G protein-coupled receptor signaling pathway
Cellular component (GO): membrane
Molecular function (GO): pheromone receptor activity
Source: RefSeq, a predicted model, not a curated record
AUGGUUACUAGCCCUGAAAAACAUGAAAAAGGGUCACCUGUGGAGAUGAAAUCUGAACAAUCUCUGCAUCAUAAACAGAUGGGCUCUCCCCCUAACUCCGCCGAUUCCUGCCUCUUCCCCGCCAUCUGCGUUGCCCCUCUGCCCUCCCUGGAGCGGGGCGAAGGGCCUGCAUCCACCUCCCGAGCGACCACCAUACCGACGCAGUUGGGGGUGGGGACGGGGCGGGGGGGGCAGAAUCGGAGAUCGGAGCAACGUUCUGAGCAGGAAAGCGACCAGAAGAGCGAUCGGUGUCUACAAGGACCGACGGCAGCAAGGCUGGGCCCGGUACCUGCCUCAGAGCGAUUUCAACUGGAAACGAACGCAGACUCCCGGGUCCCGCGCCGACCGACAGGACUCGGAAACGUCCCACGGCGACGCUGUGACAGGCGAAAGGGACGCCCUCCCAGCGACAGGAACGAGUGGGUUCAAGGAUUUUACCUUACCAGGCGACCCCGAAACUGGGUAGGGAGGAGGGGCCUUAUGAGCGCGCCCGCGGCACGAACCAGAAAAAUGGAGACUCACUCACCCGAGCACCCGUUGCUCCGCGCGAUCCGCUUCCGGGUCUGCAGGAAGGCGGGCGUGCGCGUGCGCGUGCGUGUGCGCUUCCGCCGCCGGGCGGGAGCCGGGCCGUUCCUGAGCAAUUCCUCACUCUUAUAUCAUUACACGUCCCUUUACAUCAGCAGAUGCAAGCCAAGAUCCACAGAUUUGAUUCUUAGGCACCUGACUGUAGCCAAUUCCUUGGUCAUUCUCUCCGGAGGAGUCCCAGAAACCAUGGCAGCUUUAGGGUUGAAAUAUUUCAACAAUUAUUAUGCAUGCUCCAUUUUUUUGUAUGUUCACAGAGUAGCCAGAGGUAUGUCCAUUUACUCCACCUGCCUCUUGAAUGUCUUACAGGCUAUCAUGAUCCACCCUGGGAACUCCAGAUGGGCAGAGCUUAAAGUGAAAGUUCCAAAGUACAUUGGUCCCUCCAGUAUCCUCUGCUGGGUGCUCCACAUGGUGGUAAAUAUGUUCUUUCCUAUUUAUAUGACUGGUAAAUGGAGAAACAAAAACAUUACAAAGAAAAGAGCUUUGGGAUAUUGUUCUGCUUCACAGUAUCGUGCCAAGAUCACAGACUUAGUGUAUGUCAUAGUUACAUCUUUCCAUAACAUUUUGUGCUUGGGACUCAUGACCUUGGCCAGCAGCUCCAUGGUCUUCCUCCUUCACAGGCACAGGCAGAGGGUCCAACACAUUGAUAGGAACAAGCUCCCCCUGAGACCCUCCCCUGAGUCCAGAGCCACCCAGAGCAUCCUUGUUUUGGUGAGCACCUUUGUAUCAUUUUAUUCUCUCUCCUCCAUCAUUUAUGUUUACUUGGCUCUCUCUGAUGAGUACAGUUGGUGGCUGAUGACCACUGCUGUACUAAUCACUGCAGGUUUUCCAACUGUUAGUCCUUUUUUUCUCAUGAGCCAAGACCCCAGCACAUCCAGGCUCUACUGUGUCUGCUUUGGAAGAAAUACAUAA